This is a messenger RNA of Leptosomus discolor (cuckoo roller), 2987 nucleotides long. It is a transcript of the gene EPS8, whose product is annotated as EGFR pathway substrate 8, signaling adaptor. The record is from RefSeq and is a predicted model, not a curated record. NCBI's taxonomy places the organism in Eukaryota, Metazoa, Chordata, Aves, Leptosomiformes, Leptosomidae. Gene Ontology annotation, biological process: Rho protein signal transduction; regulation of Rho protein signal transduction; positive regulation of ruffle assembly. Gene Ontology annotation, cellular component: plasma membrane; vesicle; ruffle membrane. Gene Ontology annotation, molecular function: actin binding.
GAUCGUUUCCCUCAGUAAGUGACAAUAAGAAUGAACGGACAUAUAUCAAACACCCCUCCUGGUGGAUAUGGAAGUUAUUUUCCUCAAAUGAAUGGCUAUGGUUCCCCAACGUUUGCUCAGGCAGAGAGGGAGCAGAAUUCAAGAACAAGUGCAAAAGCUCUUUAUGAACAAAGAAAGAAUUAUGCACGAGACAGUGCCAGCAGCAUAUCCGAAACUUCGCAGUAUCACGUAGAGCAUUUGACCACCUUUGUUCUGGACCGAAAAGAGGCAAUGAUUACAGUAGAUGAUGGAAUAAGGAAGCUGAAAUUGCUGGAUGCCAAAGGCAAAGUGUGGACUCAAGAUAUGAUUCUUCAAGUAGAUGACAAAGCUGUCAGUUUGGUGGACUUGGAAUCAAAGAAUGAACUGGAGAAUUUUCCUUUAAGCACAAUUCAGCAUUGCCAGGCUGUGAUGAAUGCAUGCAAUUACAAUUCAAUUCUUGCAUUAGUAUGUAAAGAACCAACCCAAAACAAGCCUGAUUUGCAUCUUUUCCAAUGUGAUGAGAUUAAGGCUAGCUUUAUUCAUGAAGAUAUUGAAAGUGCAAUCAGUGACAGCAAAAGUGGGAAACAAAAGAAGAGGCUUGAAACACUGAGAAUGAUAUCCAAAGCUGACAGCACCAUCCCGCCGCCGCCGCGAGCACCUGCCCCUGUGCCACCGGGAACCAUCACCCAAGUGGACGUGAGAAGCCGCGUGGCAGCGUGGUCCGCAUGGGCCGCUGAGCAGGGGGACCUUGAAAAACAUAGACCAUACCAGGAUCAUGAAGAAACAGCAGAGAUGAUAGCAGCCAGGAUUGACAGAGAUGUUCAAAUUCUGAACCAUAUUUUGGAUGACAUUGAGUAUUUUGUAACCAAACUUCAAAAAGCUGCUGAAGCCUUUGCUGAACUUUCGAAGAGGAAGAAAACGAAGAAAAGUAAAAAGAAAGGACCUGGAGAGGGGGUUCUUACUCUCCGUGCAAAACCACCACCUCCAGAUGAAUUUGUUGACUGCUUCCAAAAAUUCAAACAUGGCUUCAAUCUUCUGGCCAAAUUAAAGUUCCAUAUCCAGAAUCCUAGUGCAGCUGAACUGGUUCAUUUUCUAUUUACCCCACUACAUAUGGUGGUACAGACAACAGGAGGUCCAGAGCUUGCUGGUACAGUACUCAGCCCCCUCUUAACAAAAGAUACAAUAGACUUCCUGCGUUAUACUGUCACCAGUGAGGAAGGACAGUUAUGGAUGUCAUUGGGUGACACAUGGACCAAAGCCAGAGCGGAUUGGCCCAAAGACCAUUUUAUUCCACCUUAUGUCCCCCGUUUCCGAAAUGGUUGGGAGCCUCCUUUGCUGAACUUCAUGGGAGCUCCAAAGGAGCAAGAACUCAAUCAUUUGGCUGAGUCCGUGGCAAACGUUGCAGAGCAACAGCGAAAGCAAGAAAUGAAAAGACUGUCAACUGAGCCUCCCGGUGUUCCCGACUACCCUCCGUCUGAUGGGUAUGCAUUCAGUAACACCGUUUACAAAAGAGGGCCUCUGCUGGACCAGGGGGCGGCUGUUGCUGCCUUUAAGCAAACCGUUAGCCGGCAUGUAGAUAGAAACUAUGAAGCACACAAUAAAGCACAGACCAAGAAAUAUGCCAAAUGCAAGUACGAAUUUAUGGCAAGAAACAACAGUGAGCUUUCUGUCAUGAAAGAAGAGAUAGUAGAGAUUCUGGAUGACAGAAAGCAGUGGUGGAAGGUUCAGAAUAGAAGUGGCAGCACAGGCUUUGUGCCAAACAACAUUUUGGACCCUCUGAGGAGUCAAGAAGGUGGUCUAGGAUGGUCAGAGCCUGCAUAUACCCGCACCAUCCAGAAACAAAGGACAGACUACGUUGCAAAGCAACCUGAUCCAGUUCCCGCUACUCCUUCACCACCUCCCACACCUGCUCCAGUCCCCGUGGCUGUCCCCCUCCCUCCUAGCGCACCAGCACCUAUACCAGUUCCUGUGCCCAAAGCACCAGCAACCAUCAGCCGCCAAAGCAGCACCUCUAGCGACAGUGGUGGUAGUGUUGCACGAGACACCCAGAGGCAGAAGCAAGUCCCUGUGGAUCGCAGGAAAUCGCAGAUGGAGGAGGUGCAGGAUGAACUUGUCCACCGGCUGACCAUCGGCCGGAGCGCUGCCCAGAGGAAGUUCCAUGUGCCACGACCAAACAUCCCAGUAGUUAACAUCACUUAUGACUCUUCACCUGAGGAUGUGAAAGCAUGGUUGCAGUCCAAAGGAUUCAACCCUGUGACUGUCAAUAGCCUUGGUGUGCUGACGGGUGCUCAGCUUUUCUCCCUCAAUAAAGAGGAACUGAGGACUGUUUGCCCAGAAGGCUCUAGAGUCUACAGCCAAAUUACGGUACAGAAAUCUGCCUUGGAGGCUAACAGUGGUAGUUCAGAACUGCAAGAAAUUAUGAGAAGACGACAAGAAAAAAUCAGUGCAGCUGCCACAGAUUCAGGUGUGGAGUCCUUUGAUGAAGGAAGCAGCCACUAAAUGUGUUUCCUCUUUAAUUCUAUUGUCCAUAGCAUUGUACCACCCAGCUUUGCUUUAGGAAGCAGUGAAGGGGAAUGUCUUACUAUAUCAUAGAUGUAACUAGCCACCAUAAAGAAAAUUUACAGUAGUCUCCACAGAAGUACCUGCUGCUGGCUUGUCAUCAUUAAAAAUGAACAGAUGAGAAAUUCAGUGGAAGUUCCUGACAGGUGAAAAUAUUGGCACAUGACUCAUUUACACACGAAGAUGAGUCUUUGCUUUAUGGAAUUAACAUGACAGUUAAACUGGAACGCAUCUUCGUGAUUCAUCCAAGGGAAGCUGAGCCAGCAAUAAAACAGCAUUUGAACCCUUCAGUAAUAAUAAGAUUCUGAAUCCCAUCUCUUGCUGUAGUGUGCAAUUAUGUCUUUUUGGCUCAGUCCUUCUUGUCAUGCAUUUGGCUGCAGGAUGUUUACUUAAGUCGUUGAUGCCAGCAA